Ambispora leptoticha is the source of this 911-nucleotide messenger RNA. The record is from the annotation of a GenBank genome assembly. NCBI's taxonomy places the organism in Eukaryota, Fungi, Glomeromycota, Glomeromycetes, Archaeosporales, Ambisporaceae.
CUUUGGCAAGAGGUUCAAAUUUUAACAUUUUACGGUUCUAUAAUGAGGCUUAUAUACUUGAAUCACUUUGGCAACAUGCUUUUAAUCGAGGGUGUGAACAACAAAAACAUGAUGAUAAUUUAACUAUCCUGAAUAAUCAUAAAGCUUUUCGUGAAUUAUGGACUAGAAAAGAGCCAACUGCUCUACCGAACUCUUUAUGGUUUGGCGUAUUAGACCUUGCUCAAAAUUUAAGCCGUCAAACUGUUCAACCUGUCAAUUUAGCUCUUUGUUACUAUUUAGGCUUGGAAUCAUUGCAAAAGUCUCAAUGCUACUAUAUUCAAUUCAAAUCUUUAGAAUUACUUAUUUCUCUAUCUUAUCAGGAGCCUAAGUGGUUUAAAGAUAUAGUACAAGAAGAAAUAGAGAAAUUUAUUGAAGUAUUACCAGUAAAUUCUCAUCUAAAAUUUAAAAACCUAAUUCAUGAUAUAAAUCAAAAGCUUCAACUAAAUAAUGAAUUUUUAGAACAUUUUAGUAUCGAUUAUGAAAAGAAAUCGAUAAUCAAGAACAAUAUGCCAGAUAAAACAUCUAAUCCUUUAUUAAAAAUAGUUGUUGAGAACUUUACCUGUAAGAUUACUGGACAAAUAACUGGAGAUUUUCUUAUUUUAUCAUGUUGUGGUAAUACAGUCAGCCGUGAUGCUAUUAAUAAGUGGGAAAGCGUUUCAAUAUCCGAGAAUAAAUUAUUUAAAUGUCCAUUUUGCAGAUCUGAAAUUAAGAUGGAAUCAAUCUAUAGUCUUGCACAAAAUGCAAUGAUAAAAGGCCUUUAUAAAAGGUUAGCGCAAAUGAAAGGGGAACAAAUAUCGGAUGAUGAUUUAUCUUUAACAAUUAAUAAGAUGAAUGUAUUUGAGAUUCAUAAGUCUUCAAAAUCACUCAGUUCA